Molecule: messenger RNA, 2802 nt
Organism: Marasmius oreades (fairy-ring Marasmius)
Lineage: Eukaryota; Fungi; Basidiomycota; Agaricomycetes; Agaricales; Marasmiaceae
Exons: 5
Coding region: 1-2802 (933 amino acids)
Molecular function (GO): zinc ion binding
Source: RefSeq, a predicted model, not a curated record
AUGAUGUCCAAUGCUUCCUCUAUCUGCCAGCCCAAUUCCAAGAAGCCCAAACCACCGGGAACGUGCGCUUAUACAAAAUGCAACCGUAGAUUAGAGCCAGGUGAUAGCAAAUACACCUCCUGCAAGAAGUGUCGUGAACAGGAUAACGAGAGGAAACGUCAGCGAAGAAAGCAACAGAAAGCCGACAAUCCUUCACUUUCUCCAAUCCUUGCAAAUCCAAAGAAUCACCAUGUCCGAACAUUGGACCCUGCUACAAGCCAGCGACCAGAAGCUGAGAGUGAAAGUGGAUCUGAAGUAGAGGCUUCAAGAAUGUCAGCUCAAAGAUUUCCAAACCCUGACGAAAUGUUCACUGCUCUACGCAAGUUGUCACGUCAAGGCACCAUAAUUGACUUUUAUGGACAAUACACCCUACCUAUAGAUCCGAUGGUCUCCGACAAGGAACGGGUGCAGCUGACAAUGAGAGAGGCCUGGGGCGUAACUGGAUAUCGAUGGACCGUUCACAGCAAUCGGAAACUCCAAAAUGGUCAUAAGACUAAGGCAUGGUGUUCACAAGAUGCCUGUCGGAAGAAGGCCCCAAAGCCCAGACAGGGGGAGAACAUCAAGCAUAGAGACAAUGUUGGGAUGCACCGUUUUGAAUGCCAGAGCAGUCUGCUCGCAUCGUGCAAGGACCAGAGGAAAGGCAGUCACAUUGUCAAACUCGUGUCUCUCCGAAUCCGGCACUGUAACAAACAUGUACCUUAUUAUGAUGUUUCAAUGCCAAUAGAGGCAUUAGACGUUAUACGGGAAAGCCUCGAAUGGUCAACACCCUCUUCGUUGGCAGCCAAGAUACAAGCAGAGCACCCAACGGUAACUGCUGCACAGAUACACCGUGCAUGGGCAGCGAUGAGUGAAGAAAUCUGGAAGAAAGAUCCAAAUCAGCUGUUAUCCGUGCAGAAAGUGCUAGAGGAACACCAAAACAUUGUUGACGUCUUUGAGGUGGAAGCCAUACCUGACGUGGAACAGAUCUGUUGGGGUCUCAAGAUUAUAGCAGAGAAGUUAACUGUCAAGAAGUCAGUUGUAGAGAUAGCUAUGGAUGCGACAUACAACACAAAUUCUAUGCACCUUGAACUCUACUGUAUAAUGGCGGAAUUUGAUAACACUGGCUUUCCCCUCUCUUAUUGCCUGUUAUCGACAACAAAGUCAGCGACACCACAAAAAAGGAUAAAUUCACUUGAGCGCUGGGCUGUACAUAUCCGCGACCGUUAUCACAUCAACCCCAAGUUCAUCAAUGUCGACAAGGACUUAGGCGAGAUUGGAAUGGCACAGAGAGUCUGGCCCGAUGCUAGAGUUCAGAUCUGUGGAUGGCAUAUGAAGAAAGCCAUUCGUGAGCGACUCGUCAAAACAAAACUUUCCACGACGCCUUACAAUCCGGUUGAAGCAUGGAAGUCAUUUUCCUUCAUCGACAUUUUCUUUGUACCUCCUAGCCACCCUGAUCUCGGAGAGCGAGAAGGUGGACGCGAGGGAGGGGGCCGUGACAGCACUCUUGACGACCCCGAGCCAGAUCAAGAAGAAAAACCUAAUCCGAAUGCAUUAUACAUUCAUCUGCCUGCGACGCAAAAGAAAAUUGGUCAAGACUUACCUGAUUUGGCAUCGUUACCACCAGACAUAACAUUGAAGAUCCGAAUUCCGGCCCUGAAGUCCACUCAAGGACAGAAUAGUGGACUUGAGGACACCCCGAAACGAGUCUUCUGUCCAGCCGAACUACGUGAUGUGGUGAUCGCAAGAAUAAAUGAUCAUCGGAAUGCUCAUCCACUCUUGCCUGGCAAAACCGCACCCACACCUGAUGGUAUAUAUUACUGGGCUGUCAAUAGUAUGUAUGAGUUCUGCGUUGAACAUGACUUGCGGGAGUUGUGGGCGUACCUCUGGGAGAACUGGUAUCGUCCAGCCCGGUGGAAGUUAUGGGCUCGUGCUGUCGUCUCCGAAAUACCUCGCCUCAACACAACUAUGAUAAUGGAGAGUCAUUGGCGCCAUAUCAAAAACGACUUCCUUCACCAUUUCAGCAAGCCACGUCUAGAUCUGUUGGCAUGGAUCCUUAUAACAAAAUUAGCACCAUCGUACUAUCGAAAACUAGACAUAAUGCAAGGAGAUAUUGGUCGGUACCGAUUCAGUUGUGCCUGGCGAAAACCGUUCAAAAAUGCAUGGAAGGAAUGCGAGAAAAAACACAUACCCGAGCCCCAAGGCACCUUUGAAUACCGCACCAAUGUCAAACGAUGGGUAUGCACCUGCCGUGCGCUUGCCAAAAGCCGCUUCUUGAUUUGCAAGCACCUAGUUCAAGCAGUGAAGCCUGUACCACCACAUUUCUUCCUCGAAGUAACACGUAACCGGACUGCACCAAUAUGGUCUCACCCAUCUUUGGUGCCUCUGAAAGAUGACGGUGAUGAGGAGCAAAUUCUCGGGGAUUCAGAUAGAAAUGUGGGAGCUGGAGAUGAAUCAGAUGAUGAGGGAAAUAUAACUGAUGAUGAAGAUGAUUACCGGGUGCAGGCAGAACAACGAUUAUCCAGUAACUCAACCUUCCAAGAGCGGAUGACUUACAUUAUACAAGGCAUAAACAGCUUUGCUGGUGGACUCGCAUAUCAGAUGCAGUUUCGGGAUGAGAGGUUCCUUACACGACUGGAGUCUCAAGGCAAAGGUUUCUUCAGCCUUAUGGAAACGUGCCUUGAGAAGGAACGCCGAGAGAACAGCUCUUGCGCCUGCAACCCAGGGACUUGGAACCCUCAAUUUUCGUCUGCCAUGUUCUACCGCUCAAGGCACCCUGACACCUAG